Molecule: messenger RNA, 1063 nt
Organism: Teleopsis dalmanni
Lineage: Eukaryota; Metazoa; Arthropoda; Insecta; Diptera; Diopsidae
Exons: 3
Coding region: 51-662 (203 amino acids)
Source: RefSeq, a predicted model, not a curated record
AGUAAGGUUAAAAUUAUAUAUAAAUCAUAUUUAACAUAAAAGACUUUAGAAUGGGUCGUCCGUCACGAAACAUGAAGCCACAAAUAAUAAGAAAUCCCAUAUAUUUUCCGUUGCAUGAAAUUUUGACAAAUGAUGCCCCAUUCAUGAAUGCUCUGGUACAGCUCACACAUACAGACGAAAAUGAUAACGAUCGAAUUCAGCUUUAUCACCAAGCAUUCGUAAACUUUUACAAUCAACUCAUCCAUAUCAUUCCACGUCCAAUGUGGCACCCGUUGCAUAUGAUCUUAGACGUUCAAGAUCUCAAUAGAGUUGUUGAUAAUGCCGAAGUUGGAAAUAGAGCUGCAGAGAAUUCUAGGCUUAACUCAAGUAGUAAUAUUAGUGCCGAAUGGGAUGAGAAUUCAAAUUUACAACAACAAUUCGUAGCAGGAGAGAGUUGUCCAAUGAAUUCAUUAGAAACUAGUGGUAUGAAAGAAAUUAAUGCUUCUUUAGAUAAUGUUACAACCGAGAGCACUCAAUAUGUUGAAGUACUGAACAAUGAAAACGAGAAUUUUGAUCAAGAUCUUGCUAGUUCAGAAAAACAACAACAUCAAAUGAGUAGCUCUGAAGUACAGAGUACUCAAAAGUUUGGUUGCGAAAGUCGAUUAGUUGAUAAAAACCACUAAGUUAACUAACAGUGUUGAAACUCAAUUUUGAUGUUCACAUUGUUGCAAAAAAUUAUGAACUAAUAACAAACAAUUACGAUGAAGGAAAUUAUGAGAUAAAAACUAUUGAAAACUUAUUCUCGAAAAGUCAUACAGAAAAACGAGUAAGAAAUGACACUCAUAUGCCCAUUUCAAAAGAAUUAAGCCACAGCAAUACCAUUCGAAACAGUAAAAAUUUUUAUGUGCAUGAAUUUGAAAAACAAUUCAGAGCCUUUACUCAUAAUGUCUAUGGUUCUAGUGAUUAAUAUUAGCAGAGUUGUUAUUCACAAGGGAACAGAAUAAGAUAUUGUAUAUUUUAAAAAUAUCCAAACAAAAAGUACUGAAGUACGACUUCUUCAUUAAAAAUAAAAAAUAUUUUUGUA